Messenger RNA from Prunus armeniaca (apricot), 183 nucleotides. NCBI's taxonomy places the organism in Eukaryota, Viridiplantae, Streptophyta, Magnoliopsida, Rosales, Rosaceae. The record is from the annotation of a GenBank genome assembly.
AUGAGAUUACUUGUGUCAUUCGCCGUCAAUGAAUAUGACGGCGAUAAUAACGUUGGUGGUGGUAAUGAUGGUGGCGAUGAAAUGGGUGGCGGAGUGUCGUGGAUGGUUUUUAUGUGGGAAAUAGGAGUAGGAUAUGAGAAAAUAAUAUUGGUAAUGCUGGUUUGGUUUAAUGGAGAUAAAUAA